AUAAGAAGGGUAUUAAGACAAGUAUCCAGGUUAUGAACAUUAAAAAUGAAUUGAUGAAGAAUGGUGUUGAUAAUGUUAGAAAUAAUAGAGACAUUAAUAUAAUAAAUGUAAAGGAUACUGAAAGGAGAAGUCCUGAAAGAGAACACAUACCUAAUACUCAAGCAAUAAAUAACAAAUGGCCAAAAAAUCUUGAUCCUAAAAUAGAUAAUGUUGAUGAAACUGCUAAAAGUGUUGUGGAUAUUAAAUGCAUAGAUGAUGGGGAAUGUAUAAAAGAGAAUUCUAAGCACUAUAAGAUUCAUGUGAUGAUGAUAGAUGAUGAGGAAUUGGCGUUUAUGAUAGAAACAAAAAAGGAAGUUAAAAAAGAUAAAACAAUGGUUGAUAAUAAAGGAAAAGUAGAUAAUAAAGAAGGAGGGUUAGUAAAAUAG
Racocetra fulgida is the source of this 425-nucleotide messenger RNA. The record is from the annotation of a GenBank genome assembly. NCBI's taxonomy places the organism in Eukaryota, Fungi, Glomeromycota, Glomeromycetes, Diversisporales, Gigasporaceae.